This is a messenger RNA of Penicillium samsonianum, 897 nucleotides long. Its product is annotated as putative cyclin. The record is from RefSeq and is a predicted model, not a curated record. The transcript has 2 exons. The coding region runs from base 1 to 897 and encodes 298 amino acids. Gene Ontology annotation, biological process: regulation of transcription by RNA polymerase II. Lineage: Eukaryota; Fungi; Ascomycota; Eurotiomycetes; Eurotiales; Aspergillaceae. Gene Ontology annotation, molecular function: cyclin-dependent protein serine/threonine kinase regulator activity. Gene Ontology annotation, cellular component: nucleus.
AUGGCUCCCCACGGUCUGAAGCAUUUAUCCAAUGUCCUGGCAACGCCCGACCAACUGUCGAACUCUUCAUCCUCGAUCGACAAUGUCCCAUCAGACCUCGAAACCUCCAUUCGUUGCGCGGGCGCCCAACUCACUCAAACUGCCGGGGUUCUCCUACACCUAUCGCAAGAUAUAAUUGCCCAGGCUGUCGUGAUCUUCACGCGUUUUUGGCUUGGCGCUGACGGGGGUAGCUUGCGAAUCUACUCAGUCAAGGAUGUAUCCGCCGCAGCCUUGUACCUGACAGCUAAGCUUUCCUUCCAACCGACCUCCCCACGCUCCGUUCUCAAUGUCUACACAUUUCUCCUAUCGCAAGAUGCAUCGCCCUUGUGGUUUGUGAAACAGAGCGGGGCUCCUGAAACCCCUCCAUCCCCCGAAACCUAUAUCCUUUCCGAGGGAGGCUACCAGUCCGCCCGGCUAGUCCUCCUCCGCACUGAAACGAGUAUUCUCCGUACUCUCGGCUUUGAUACACAUGUCGCUCUACCACACACUAUCGCUUUGACAUAUCUUCAAACUUUAGGUGUGGCGAAGCCCGCUGUGGCUCAACGGGUCAUCCAGCACCUCAAUGCUGCGCUGCUCUCACCCCAGCUUCUUUAUGUCACCCACCAACCAAAUGCCCUGGCUGUGGCUGCUAUCUACCUCGCUUCACGCGAGGAGGAGGUCAAGCUCGUGGAUGGCGAGUGGUGGGAAGUCUUUGAUGUCGAUCGCGAAGAGCUGGGCUUUUUGGUCGUAGGCAUGAAGAGUACAGAAGGCUUUAUGCGGGCGGAGGUCAGUCGGUGGAAGAACAGAGCUAUUCCAAUGGUAGUAGAUGAAGUGGAUGCCGAAAUUGAGCGACGGCGAAUGAUGGAGGAGGGUGAAUGA